This is a messenger RNA of Aphidius gifuensis, 565 nucleotides long. RefSeq names its product DNA-directed RNA polymerase II subunit RPB11 (gene Rpb11). Lineage: Eukaryota; Metazoa; Arthropoda; Insecta; Hymenoptera; Braconidae. The transcript is spliced from 4 exons. Gene Ontology annotation, cellular component: RNA polymerase II, core complex. Gene Ontology annotation, biological process: transcription by RNA polymerase II. The record is from RefSeq and is a predicted model, not a curated record. Gene Ontology annotation, molecular function: protein dimerization activity; DNA binding. Bases 121 to 474 code for a protein of 117 amino acids.
UGUGUGACGCCGAAAGAAAAAAAAUAUACAAAGCAUGUCACAACGUUGUUGACAAAGUUGACAAUAAAUUAUUUAAUUUGUUUAAUUAUUUAGCAAUAAUUAUUAAUAUAUAAUUCAAAAAUGAAUGCCCCUCCAACAUUCGAAUCAUUUCUUCUUUAUGAUGGUGAAAAAAAAAUUAUCAAAGAACAAGAUACAAAAGUGCCAAAUGCUGCAAUAUUUACUAUCAACAAAGAGGAUCAUACUCUUGGCAAUAUGAUCAGAAAUCAGUUGUUGAAAGAUCCACAUGUAUUAUUUGCUGGAUACAAAGUUCCACAUCCAUUGGAUCCAAAAUUUGUCAUCAGAAUACAAACAACAUCUGAUUAUACACCUCAUGAAGCAUUUAUGCAUGCAAUCACUGAUUUGAUUGCUGAACUGUCAUUGUUUGAAGAGAGAUUCAAGGAUGCAAUUAAAGAAAAGAAAGAAGGUCUUGAUUAAUUUAUCCAGCUGAAUAUAAGUUAUUAAUAAAACCUGUAUCCAUAUUUUUUAUUUUAAAUAAAUUCAUUAAUAUUAUUGUAAUACUUUGUUU